AUGUACGUUGUCAAAACCAUCUGUUUUCUCUCCAACGUGGCCAUUGAGAUCGCAGCCCAGAAGUCAUUUUUCAUCUCUUUUGAUUCGCCUGUCUGUGUGGUAAAAUUUUGCCUAAGAAUACACUGUAGUUUUUGCGAUUCAGUUACGCACUGCAAGUGUGCAGAAAUUUCUGAUUCAUCAUUUAAAGAAUUUCAGAAUGCCUCUGGUUUUCUGUGGAGUUGUGACAGUUGUCAGGAUCAAGUUGAGACUGUUAAAUCCUGUAAGAAAUUGAGUGAUUUAGCUGAUGAUAUAAAGAAAAUUCAGGACUGCAACAGCACAAUCAACGCUCAGAUUAAAGAUAUCAAGGCAAGGGUUCAUGAAAGAACAACUGAUGGCAAAAUGAGUAUACUUCAAGAUAAUCUUAGUAAGUCAUUCGCUGAAGCGUUGAAGAAUAUGGUUGCUAAAAAUAAUGAUAUUCUUGUUAAUAAAAUGGAAGCACUUCAAGUGGAUUUGAAAAAGUCAUAUUCUGAUGCUUUAAAAGUCAAUCUUAGUAAAUCGUUUGCUGAUGCGUUGAAGGGCAUGGUUGAUAAAAAUAAUGAUGAUCUUGUGGGAAAAAUGAAUUCAUUUCAAGAGGAUUUGAAAAAGUCAUAUUCUGAUGUUUUGAAAGGUGUUGUUGUUGACAACGUUGUUAAUGCUAAUGAUAAAAUGGUGAAUAUAAAUGAUGGCAUACAAUUGUUAAAGAUUGAACUUUUGGUAACAAAAGAUACUAUAAAAUCCCUCAGUGAGGCAGAAGAAAGAUCUUGCAACAUAAUAAUUUUUAAAUUAAAAGAAAGUAAUGACCAGAGUUUCAGUGAUGGUAAACGACAAGAUGUUGAAAGAAUUGCCCAUAUUUUGCAAACAAUAAUUAAUGAUAAAAUCGAUAAAUCAAGUAUAAUAAAACUAAAGGCUAGGCAAGAAAUUGGAUAA
Messenger RNA from Helobdella robusta, 945 nucleotides. RefSeq lists its product as hypothetical. The record is from RefSeq and is a predicted model, not a curated record. NCBI's taxonomy places the organism in Eukaryota, Metazoa, Annelida, Clitellata, Rhynchobdellida, Glossiphoniidae. The coding region runs from base 1 to 945 and encodes 314 amino acids. The transcript is spliced from 2 exons.